Messenger RNA from Nematocida minor, 273 nucleotides. RefSeq lists its product as uncharacterized. The transcript has a single exon. Bases 1 to 273 code for a protein of 90 amino acids. The record is from RefSeq and is a predicted model, not a curated record. NCBI's taxonomy places the organism in Eukaryota, Fungi, Microsporidia.
AUGAAAAGAAGCACGGAUCUCCAAAGCAUGAAGAAAAAAGAAUCAGUUCCUAUUGAAAAGCUGAGCAUUCCCAGUCUCAUGCUUAGAUAUCUUAGACAAUGGGCGCUGCUGUGGUACUACAGGUACUCUGUGGAAAUAGGCAUAUCGGUGCUGGACGGGUGGGAGGCUUUCAUUGUCAAUUCAGUCUUUCUGCUCCUGCUCGUUAGCAUUAUAAAACAGGUGCUUAAAGGGCUAAACAUGUUCACAUCGCACAUAUACACGAGUUUGAAGUGA